This is a messenger RNA of Colletotrichum chrysophilum, 1290 nucleotides long. RefSeq lists its product as uncharacterized. Gene Ontology annotation, molecular function: 1,3-beta-glucanosyltransferase activity. The record is from RefSeq and is a predicted model, not a curated record. Gene Ontology annotation, cellular component: fungal-type cell wall; cytoplasm. The transcript has 3 exons. Bases 1 to 1290 code for a protein of 429 amino acids. NCBI's taxonomy places the organism in Eukaryota, Fungi, Ascomycota, Sordariomycetes, Glomerellales, Glomerellaceae. Gene Ontology annotation, biological process: fungal-type cell wall (1->3)-beta-D-glucan biosynthetic process.
AUGCGAGUCGCUAGCAUCUUCUCGGCGGUGCUGCUUGGCACAGCCGCAGCGCUCGCACCUAUUGAAAUCCUCGGCAACAAGUUCUUCGACGAGAAGGGCAGACAAUGGUUCAUGAAAGAUGAUCCGCUCGUCGACACCGAGCAAUGCACCCGCGACGCGGACCUCAUGAAGACGCUGGGCACCAAUGCUAUUCGUAUAUACCAUGUCGACCCCGAUGCUAACCACGACGGCUGCAUGGCUGCUUUCGACAAGGCUGGCAUCUACACCCUCAUCGACCUCGACACUUUUGACUCUUACAUUCUUCCGAAUACUCCCUACUGGAACGAGACACAGUUCAAUGCGUACGCCAAAGUCAUGGACGUCUUUGAGAAAUACGACAACGUCCUCGGCUUCUUCGUUGGCAAUGAGAUCAUUGCGCUUGAUAACCAGUCUCAGGUUGCCCCUUUCAUGAAAGCUGCUGCACGCGAUAUGAAGGCCUACCGCGACAAGAAGGGUUAUCGCAAGAUUCCCGUUGGCUACUCUGCGGCCGACAUCGCUGAGUUGCGACCCAUGCUGCAGGACUACCUCACCUGCGGUGGCAAGCCAGAGGAUAACAUUGACUUCUUCGGACUCAACUCGUACGAGUGGUGCGACCCCAACACCUACAACACAUCCGGUUACGCAAACCUCCAGGCCAUGGCUGAGCAGUUCCCCGUCCCCAUCUUCUUCACUGAGACGGGAUGUAUCACUGGCGAUGGCCCGCGGACUUGGGACGACCAAGAUGCCAUCUUCAGUCAGCCCAUGGUUGAUGACUGGAGCGGAGCAAUGGUCUACGAGUGGAUCUAUGAGGAGAACCGUUACGGUAUCGUGUCUUAUGGCCCUGAAGUCUCCAAGACGAUUACCGCCGGCGAUGUUUACGACGGCUUCACCCGCAAAGGCACUCCGAUUCCUCGCUCUCCAGAGUUCCAGAAUCUCCAGUCCAAGUGGGCUACGAUCACACCCACCGGUAUCAUGAAGUCCGACUACAACCCAAGCAGCGUCUCUACCCGAGAAUGUCCCAAGGCCACCGGUGGCUGGCUUGUCGACGGCAAUGUCGCCCUGCCUAGUCUUGGGGAGACCUUCAAGGGCAGCUACUCUUCGACGCCAACAGCGGAGCCUGGUGCAACCACAUACGCUUCUGGCUCUGCAGCGCCGACUGAAUCUGCAAAGUCCUCAGCCCCCGAGAGGCCUUCAGGUUCCGGCACCAAACAGAUCGCCGGCAUGGCAAUCGGUCUUGUCGGUGUGAUGAUCUUUUUCACCGUGUGGAUGUAA